Parnassius mnemosyne (clouded apollo) is the source of this 1203-nucleotide messenger RNA. NCBI's taxonomy places the organism in Eukaryota, Metazoa, Arthropoda, Insecta, Lepidoptera, Papilionidae. The record is from the annotation of a GenBank genome assembly.
AUGACGGUGAAAAAAGAAUAUAUGAAGAAAAGACUGGAGCGCAUAACAAGAAUAUUCGCAAUCAAAAUCUGUAAAGGUCACAGAACAGUCUCUUUCCCGUCAAGCGUUAUACUGGCAGGAAUAUUCCCUCUCGACUUAAGAGCAAUGGAACGACUUUCGCUCUACGAAAUAAAACAAGGAAAGCCACUGGACCAACUUCCGGGAAGAGACAUCGAAAAACCAAUAAGUCCUUUUUGCCUACCCCAUCCUGCUGAAAGAUGUCGCAUGUCUUUUGAGCUGAUAAGCUCUCUAGAUCAGGAACAAGCAAUAGACUGCCUAAAGCCAAGGUUAUAUACGGAUGGAAGCAAGCUGGAAGGGAAAGUUGGUGGCGCUGUCAGUGUAUGGAAAGAUGGCAGCGAAAUACGUAAGUCUACCUUUCGGCUAGAAAGUUAUUGUAGCGUUUAUCAGGCAGAGCUUACCGCAAUAUUAAAAGCAUUAGAUAUGAUGUGCAAGUUCGGCGAAUUGAAGAAAGGAAUAAUCCUAAGCGAUUCACGUUCAGCUCUAGAGUGUCUAACGGACAGCUCGUCCCUUCAUCCUUUGGCAGCUGAAAUACGAGAGCGCAUAAGAUCAUUAGUAAAUAAAAACGGCGAGGUUAAAUUUUACUGGAUAAAGGCACAUAUCGGUAUACCUGGCAAUGAAAGGGCUGAUGAGCUUGCCAAAAGGGCUGCACUAUCCAACAAACAAGCACCAGUUUAUGACAAGUGUCCGCUAUCCUUCGCGAAGCGACUAACCAGGGACUCUACCUGCGUGAAGUGGCAGCAACGAUAUAGUGAAGCAGCAACAGGAGCAGUCACGAAAAAUUUCUUCCCUGACGUAAGAGAAGCUCACAAGACACUGAAACAGAUAAGAAUGGACAAUAUUAAAGCUCAAUUAUUAACUGGUCAUGGAGGAUUUAAGGCUUAUUUGUUUAAGUUCAAGUUGGCGCAAUCCCCAUCUUGUGUUUGCAGUAAUGAAAUAGAAGAAAAAAUUGAACACCUGCUAAUAGAUUGUCCUAGAUUCACUAUUCAAAGAAUGGAAUGCGAGCAUAAGAUGGGAAUUGCAAUCAAUAUAACAAAUUUAAAGUAUGUAAUUAACAAUGAUGACUGCCGUAUCCAUUUUCUUAAAUAUGCAGAAUAUGUCGUUAGGUGUGCAGGAAAAGCAAAUGGAUUGAAAGUAGAUAUUUAA